AUGAUGAACGAUCCAACAAAAAAAGCGUCAGAAGAGGAGUUGGAGAAGCAGUACGCCGACUAUCGAGCACAAUUUGAGCACUGGAAGGAGACUAAUAAAGGAUCCGUCGGUACCGAAGCUUAUAAUCAGUAUGUGUCUCAGUUCGAGCAGUGGGAGAAAGAGGUGACAGCGAGAAAAGCGCAGGUUCAACGAAUCCAGACUCGAAAAGUGAUGGAUAUCGAAGCAGAAGCGGCAGCCGCCUACGCUCAAUCCCAGGAAGCGUACGUGUCUCAUCACCUGAAAGCCAUGGAGCAAGCAGAAAUGCAUCAGAGGGCUGCAGCAGCAGCCGCAGCAGCAGCGGUGGCUGCUCAACAGCAACAGCAUAUGAUGCAGAGUAUGAUGAUGAGGCAAACAGCAGAACCAGCAGCUCCAAUUUCGGAACGCGAUCUCUUCCUACGAACAAUGAUGGAAGGCUCCGGUGGUUACCAUGGUGAUCAGCCGCUUCCACAGCUUUGGGGGAAUAGUAGAGCACCGUAUGACGGCAGGGAUCCACUAUACGCGAAAUGGGGAGAACGGGCGGCGCCGACACAUAUCAAGCCAGAAGCCACGAAUAAGCCAGUGAACCCGGUUGCCUGCUGGGCCCUCCUCGAUGCGCUCCGUGAGAAGAAAAUGGUGCUGGCACCACACUCGAGCAAUUGUCCACCGCCUCCAUUCCAUGGAGGGCCACCUCCGCCAUUAUGA
Molecule: messenger RNA, 720 nt
Organism: Caenorhabditis briggsae
Lineage: Eukaryota; Metazoa; Nematoda; Chromadorea; Rhabditida; Rhabditidae
Gene: Cbr-sut-1
Product: Protein CBR-SUT-1
Exons: 6
Coding region: 1-720 (239 amino acids)
Source: RefSeq, a predicted model, not a curated record